GUGUGUGUGUGUGUGUGUGUGUGUGUGCGUGCGCACGCCUGGGUCUGUGUGGGAAUGAUUACAUCAGCCUGCUGCAGCCCUAUGAUUGGUUGGUGAGCGUGUGGUUUGAUUCAGUGUGCCUCGGAGCCCGUGGCUGAGGCAGUAACCCUUUGUGAAGGAGAGAGAGAGGGGAAGAUAGUUGUCAGACUCAGCCGGCACUGGAGGCACUGUACUGUACCUGCUUCCAUUCGGUCGCUCGCUGCCUUUGUGGCGCUGUCCUGUAGGCUGAACACAAGCUGGUUUCAGGUCAGACAGUGCUUUUUUUUUUUUCUUCUUAUGACAGAGCUGGCGGCCUAGAUAGACUAGGACUCGUAUCCGCGCUAUGUGACAGGUAGCACAACCACUGCUGCUGCCUACAUUUGUAUCUAUUUGGAGGAGACAAAGACACAAACCGGCUAGGUGUUCUGUCUUAGAGGCUCAGAGUGUGUGUGUGCGUGUGUGUGUGUGAGUGGGAGAGUGAGUGAGUGAGUGAGUGCGUGGAACCAGACUUGGUCCAAAAAUGCCUUCGUGUUCACCAGACUGCUGCCUAUUACGGGCUGUGGAGGUAAGACUUAUUUCUUAUUUUAUCCCUCUCCUUCUACCUCUUUUUGUUUUUUUUUUAUUAUUAUUUUAUUUUUAGACCUUUUUUUCUUUUAAAGUAAUGCAUUGACUAACCAGAGACGAGAACUUGGAUGCGUGGUAAAUCCCUCACAGGCUCCAGACAAUUUGUCUUUUUCAAGCAGGGCAAUAAAAAUGAAUUCCAAUACGCAGCUCUCAACGGUCGAGGCUCCGGCGCUUUUCUUCUCUGGAGCGUUUUGCACGGAUGUGUGCCUCCGGCCCGUUUUGUGCAAACUGUGAUGCAAGCGGUGCCUUUCGCUGAGGGAGAGCAACCGAAUUUCUUUGUCAUGAUGCGAUGUUAUGUGGGACGCAUGCAUCGGCGACGUGUCGGGCUAGCGAGCGGGAAUCCUCUGCAGGUUGAGUGGGCUGCUGUAGUUCUGGCUCGGACGCAUUAGACAUGUUCUGCACGGUGCCUGAGGGGGAAGCUAACCUGUGGACGCUGACUGGAAGCACAUCAGGGAUUGUGCACCGAUUAUGGCAGAUAUCGUGAAGAUCUUCAGCGAGGAUGGCAUUGGGAAGGUGGUGGAGAUCCCCGCCGACAUGACGGCCAGAGACCUGUGCCAGCUCUUGGUUUAUAAAAGCCAUUGUGUGGACGACAACAGUUGGGCGCUUGUUGAGCAUCACCCGCUGCUGGGCCUAGAGCGCUGUCUUGAAGACCAUGAGCUGGUGGUUCAGGUCCAGGCCUCUAUGAACAGCGACAGUCGGUUCCUCUUCAGGAAGAACUAUGCCAAAUACGAAUUCUUCAGAAGCCCCUUGACUUUUUUCCCGGAGCACAUGGUCGCGUGGUGCCAGGAAACCAACCGGACCAUCCCACCGUCUCAGCUCCUCAAGAACUUCCUAGCCACCAGCAGCUGUCCGGAGAUCCAGGGGUAUCUGUAUGUGAAGGAGGUGGCGAGGAAGUCGUGGAAGAAGGUUUACCUGUUCCUGCGGCGCUCGGGACUCUACUGCUCCACAAAAGGCAGCUCAAAGGAGCCCAGACAUCUACAGUUACUAGCAGACUUGGAAGACAGCAACAUCUUCACCGUCAUCACGGGCAAAAAGCAGCAUGGUGCCCCCACGGACUAUGGCUUCUGUAUCAAGCCCAAUAAGGGUCGGGGGGAGCUGAAGGAGCUCAGGAUGCUGUGUGCGGAGGACGAACAGGCCAGAACCUGCUGGAUGACGGCGUUUAGGGUCUUUAAGUAUGGGAUUGUAUUGUACCAGAAUUAUAAGAUUCCUCAACAACGAAAAACCUUACUUUCACACUUCUCAGCACCCGUGCGGAGCGUUUCGGAGAAUUCCCUCGUGGCGAUGGAUUUCUCAGGGAGAAUAGGCCGAGUGAUCGACAACCCCGUGGAGGCUCAGAGCGCGGCCUUGGAGGAGGGACAUGCGUGGAGGAAGAGGAAUCAACGAAUGAACAUAUUAGGCUCCCACAGUCCGCUGCACCACUCCUCACUAAGUUCAGUCAUCCACAUAGCUCAGCUGUGGUUCCACGGCAGGAUAACCAGGGAAGAGUCGCAUCGCAUCAUCCACCAACAGGGACAAGUAGACGGGUUGUUUCUGCUGAGGGUCAGUCAGAGUAACCCCAAGGCGUUUGUGCUCACGUUGUGCCAUCACCAGAAGAUCAAACAUUUCCAGAUACUACCGUGUGAAGAGGACGGACAGAUCUUCUUCAGCCUUGACGACGGCGCCACCAAAUUCACAGACCUGAUCCAGCUGGUGGAGUUCUACCAGCUCAACAGAGGCGUGCUUCCGUGUAAACUCAAACACCCGUGCACCGUUGUGGCCUUAUGACACACCUGGAUCACCACCGCGUCGCUCCCCCUGUCUAGAACAAACAGAACAAAAUGAACGCUCCCGUCGGUCGGCCCCGUUUUUUGUUUUUAUCUCCAUAAGAAGCUGGUGAAUUGACUCCUGUUUGAUUGUUGUCAUUUUUUUUUUUUUUAUUGUGCGUCUGCCGAAGACUGCUGACGUGUCAGAUUUUCUUUUAGUUCGUCGUCGGACACGCAGCGUGUGCACGAGGUUCCUCCGCGAAUCACGUGAUAACGAGGACGAGCGCUGACGCUCACGUGGACGUUAAUCUGACCCCCAGCUGACCGUGCGCCAUGAGCUCGGAGCCAGAGGACAUUUUUAAGUUUUUGUGUGGACUGCUCUGCUCUCCGAGACCAAGCCGCCUCGUUGAAACUCGCCGCAGGUCCUGGAAGAACAUAAAUGUAUAUGGAAAGUUAGUUUUGCACUCAUUGGACUGGGAGUGGCCUUUGCAGGUGCAUGACCCGGUGCAUUCAUUAACUGCUACGUGGUGCCCUCAUGCAACGACAUGCCCCAACUCUACAUGGGUAUAUGUGGAGGCACCCUGCAGACCAAGGCAGGUGCUGUUGACGUCAAGUAUAUAUAUUUUUUUAAUAAGCUGCAUUGUGCACCCUCUCAUAAAUUAAUUUGCUCAUCUCUGACCACGCAGAGUUUUUCUUUUCUGCAGUUACAUGUUAUCAAUAUUCACCUUAAUCAUUUUUAUAUCCACUUCUUCAUGCGUUGUAUUUGAUACUGUUGCCGAAUCACGACUACAUUAGGGUCAGUCGGCGGUUGUUGGGGCACUGCCUGCUCCCGCUUCCCUAGAGAAUAUCCCUGGCACAAUCCACAAAAACCGACGGGCGCGAGUCAAACCGUCGUGUCAUUCAGGGUGAAAUGAAAAGUAAUAUGUGGCUGCGACUGUAAUGUUGAAAUGAAACCCGGGCAAAUGUUCGUGGGGGAAAUUAACAAGUGCAGCCGUAUGGGAGAACAUUUUCUUUUUCUUUUUUGCCAGAUUUUCCUCCCACACAGCGCAGGGAAAGAAAAACCACUAAAAUUUCCUGGAGGAGUUUUACCCACUCAACUGUCAGCAAAUCAAAGGAGACACAAUCUGUAUCGCCCUUUGCCAAACAAAACUCAUUUAGCCUGAAGAGGUAGUGGAGCCUGUGGGGAACCGCUGUCCUGCGUGUUGGCCGUGUAUCACCAAGCGUGCUUCCACCCAGACUUAUGGUACAGGAACAUGAGUUGGUGCUCUGACACAACAUAAAGCCUGUAAUGCAGCCUUCUUCUGCUUGUGCAGACGCCAACUGCAGGAAGUCGGUCCACACAAACUUCUUUUAUGCAUUAACCCAAUCCCCAGUUGAUUUUCCCCAUUGGGUCCUUAGUUGAUGUGUAGCAUUAUAACUCAUUUCAGUCUAUAUAAUACACCUGCCCUUUGCCCCAGAUAAUUAAUAAGAAUAAUUUCAGCAUUAAUUGAUGCCUCUCCUGCUGCUGGUGUUUUUGUUGAUACCUGAGCUCUGUUCGUCCCCAUUCGAUCACUCACCCAGUGACUCCCACCCCCGUGUUCAUUUGUUUUUACCCACAUUAAGAACUGACAUUGCUAAAUGCUCUCCUCCACGUUUAUCUGGUUUGUGUCCUUAGGCCACCAGACAGAACGUUUUGCAUCACCACAGAUGUGUAUCUUGAAGUUUUUUUUUCUACACCCGGUUUAAGGUGCAGUAAGAGUCUAGGAUGGAGAAUAGCCACACUAUGCUCACAUGUGCAUGGUUGCCAUUAUGUAUCUAAGUUGCAGUGACUCGAAUCAAUUUUUAAAGUAUUGUUGCAGCAUAAUGUAUUUAUUUAUCUGGAUCUGACCGAUUACUUGAAGAUGUUAGAUUUUUUUUUUUCUUCUCAGCGCUGUUUUCUACUGUUUCCAUUUCAUUACCAGGAAAUGAUUCACCAUUGGAACAUUAUUAUAGUAGUAGUUUUGAUCGCUCACGAAUAAUUUUGUCAUCAACACUUAUGAAGUAAUUAAAACACGAUGACAUCCAUAAUUUUUUGCAAUGCUGAUCUAAUACAUGACAUGGAUUUUGUUAAAAAGGAAUCCAACAUGGUUUCCUCCAAAUGCGUUAGUUUUUAGUAGUUCGUGUGCUUUUUACUUGUUUUUACUUAUUUCUCCCAUGUCCCCUGACAUUUUGGCCUAAGUGCAGCCGCCUGAUGUUAAAAAGCUUCAAGUCUGAUCAUCAUCACUGUCCUGUGGAGCCCUAAGCUAGAAAAAAAUCCGAUCUGGGGAUGGAAUUAGGAAACGUUUAAGCUAACAUGUAGAAAGAAUGAAAUGCAACUGGCUCAUACAUGAAGUACUGUCAUAACUACUCAAACUCAUGUAAUUCAGAUGAUGCCAGAACUUCCUUUAACGCAAUAAACAGUCGCUAUAAAUUUUUUUUCUUUUUUUUUUGGCAUGAAUAUUUGUUUUGAGCUUGUUUUGGGGGAUCUGGUAGAUGUGCGGAUGUUUGGACAUGGAUUCAGCUGUUGGUGGUGUUUGAAGCCAUCUUAAGGUAUUAGUACUCACUGAACUUCUUUUUGUUUAACCCUUAGAGGUACUAAUUUGCUCUUCUGCACUCAUCCACUCAUCUUCAAACUCCCAAUAUUGCUGUUUUCUUUGUAGCGAAGGGUAGCAGAUGGGAGCGUUUGGGGAGCGUUGUGUGUCUUACUCUCACUUGCCAGAAAGAAAAUGCAAAGUCCACAUUUUUUACACUUAACAGAAAUGAAUGUAACUGGGCUGCUCAGGGUCGACGUGGGGCAUGUUGAGAACUACUGGUCCAUCAAAACUCUGACGCCAUGAACAGUGUGAUCAUGGCCUCAUGAAUAUUUUAGUUUUAUAAAGCUGAAAGUUGUUCACUUUAUUACUUGCACCACCCAUCUGCUAGUUUUGAUUACUUGAAAAACGAAUCCUUGCAGCAAAAUUGAGUAUGUCGAGUUUUUAAGAGCACAGUUGGUAAGUUAGUUAGAAUUAUUAUUGUUUAAGCUGUUUGAGAGCGCAUUACAUUAAAUAGUUGAGACUACCUGAGCUUGAUUUGAAUUCUGGUCACAGACGACGUUACCUGUUCCUCUUCAGUUGACAGCUCAACUAUUCAAGCACACUCUUCACGCCACCUUUUAAAUUGGAAAAUGUUGUAAUUCAAUUUUUUUUUUUUAUCGUACGAUGCUGUUUUCUUUGACAAUAAUCAAGUACACCCUCAAAUGUAAAUAACAUUAUAGUGUAGCACAUGUUCAGGUAACCUGUAUGCAGACGCGGUGACGACUCUUCUGCACAGACCACACUGAUUAAACCAAACUACUCAGUCGAAUGACAGGCGGCGUUUCCCUUCGAAGGGGAAACGGGAAACAACUCAAACAACACAAAACACUGAACGAUUCAGGCAAAAGGUGACUGAUGGGAAAUCAUCUCGGCUCUUGUGCAUUUUCAUACCAUUGUCACAAUGCAAGAUAUCAUGGCUGUACAAAUGAGUAAAGUAAAUAUAUCUAUAUAUUAAGAAAAAUAAACUAUUAUGUAUUUCAGGGAAUGCAAAAAGAAAACAGUAACUUCUCUCUUUUAUGUAAGAGAAAGCUCCUGUGUUCAUUAUGUGCUUUGCUUCAAUUUGUAAAUAGAUGGAUGGCUUAUAAAUCCUAAUUGUAACCUUUUCAGGUAUUUUUGUACAAAUAAGGGACUGAUAUAUUCUGUUUAUUGUAAUUAGAAUAAAACAUUAAUACAUUGAUAUAAAAAGCAA
This is a messenger RNA of Betta splendens (Siamese fighting fish), 6143 nucleotides long. It is a transcript of the gene grb10b, whose product is annotated as growth factor receptor-bound protein 10b. The transcript has 13 exons. NCBI's taxonomy places the organism in Eukaryota, Metazoa, Chordata, Actinopteri, Anabantiformes, Osphronemidae. Gene Ontology annotation, molecular function: insulin receptor binding. Gene Ontology annotation, biological process: negative regulation of Wnt signaling pathway; insulin receptor signaling pathway; negative regulation of insulin receptor signaling pathway. Bases 1111 to 2406 code for a protein of 431 amino acids. The record is from RefSeq and is a predicted model, not a curated record.